Molecule: messenger RNA, 4672 nt
Organism: Thunnus maccoyii (southern bluefin tuna)
Lineage: Eukaryota; Metazoa; Chordata; Actinopteri; Scombriformes; Scombridae
Product: forkhead box protein O6-like
Exons: 2
Coding region: 157-2370 (737 amino acids)
Biological process (GO): regulation of transcription by RNA polymerase II
Cellular component (GO): nucleus
Molecular function (GO): RNA polymerase II cis-regulatory region sequence-specific DNA binding; DNA-binding transcription factor activity, RNA polymerase II-specific
Source: RefSeq, a predicted model, not a curated record
AAUUCCCUCUUAUUGAUUUAGACUGUAAGCUUAAUAGCCGUGUUACAAGGCGAUUUCAACGUGAAGUGAUAUUGAAGACAGUGGGAUACGGGAAUCGUGGAGGUAUUUCCCUCCCUUGCUCUUCAUUUGAUUUAUUCCGUUUCAACUGAAGGGUAAAUGUUGAUGAUGGAGGACGACGAAUUAGACGCUCAUCAGGUUGAUUCGGAUUUCGAGCCGCAAAGCCGGCCUCGCUCAUGCACCUGGCCGCUACCUUGCCCGGAGGAUUUCCCCGGUGGACACGAGGUCAGCGGGGGUCUUCCACUGGCCAACAUCAAGGUGGAACCGGAGGACGUCCCGGCUUGCAGAGCGGGGCUCGUAGGCGGAACGCCGGGAGAGCUGAAGCAUCCAGCCGGCGCCCCGGCACCCACAGGCGCGACGCACCCAUGCCUGGCUGGCGCGGCGCUCGAUGUGACCGGACCGCUGCGCAAAGCCAAAUCCUCGCGGCGGAACGCGUGGGGUAACCAGUCCUACGCGGAUCUCAUUACCCGCGCCAUUGAGAGCAGCCCAGAAAAGAGACUCACGCUGUCACAGAUAUACGACUGGAUGGUCCGUUAUGUGCCCUAUUUCAAGGAUAAGGGCGACAGUAAUAGCUCAGCUGGCUGGAAGAACUCCAUCCGUCACAACCUGUCUCUCCACACGCGUUUCAUCCGGGUGCAGAAUGAAGGGACAGGGAAGAGCUCCUGGUGGAUGCUGAACCCAGAUGGAGGGAAGAUGGGCAAGGCCCCGCGCCGACGAGCUGUUUCCAUGGACAACAGCACCAAAUAUCUAAAGAGUAAAGGCCGCGUUAGGGGCAAGAGGGUUGGGCGUCCUGGGAUAGGAGCUGGGUCUGCCGUGGUGGGGCUCCAGGGUUCCCCUGACCAUGGCAGCCCACCACGUAAAGGCCUCCCAGGUGCUGGAGGUACAUCUGGGACAGAUGGAGAAUUUGAUGCCUGGACAGACCUCCACUCCAGGGCCAGCUCAUCAGCCUCCACCCUGAGUGGGCGUCUGUCACCCAUCCUCGCUGAGGGAGAACCAGAGGAACCAGAGGAGGGAGGCCUGUCCUGUUCCACCUCACCCCACCUCUACCCCUCACCAACCAGUGCCCGCUCUCCAUCCAUGGGGGCAGGGAAUCGUUGUCCUCCCCUUGAGCAGUUGCCUCAGCUGGCUAACCUGACAGGUGCCAUCAGUCUUGAUGAACAGCUGAUGGAGGAUGGUUAUCAUCACCAUCACCCACAGCAGCAACACCAGCAGCAUCCUGCUGUUGGUAGACAUAAGCACCAAACCCCUGUCUAUCACUACAACUCUGGAGUGAAGGGGCAGAACUCCUAUGGUGCAGGUGUGUAUGGUGCAGCAGGCAUGGGGAUGCUGCGCCACCACUCGCCCAUGCAGACCAUUCAGGAGAACAAGCCAGCCAGUUUUUCUGGAACCAUGCGGGCAUAUUCCAGCACCAAUGCCCUGCAGAGUCUGCUAACAGGGGGGUCAGCUGGGCAGCAAUACUGUGCCAAGGACAUGAUGCUAGGACAGGAGAGAGAGAGCCAUCCCAUGAUGGGCCAAGCUUGUAAUGGAGUAGGCUCCAACCAUCACACCCACCACCCUGGGCACCACAAUAGCCACAGCCACAAUGGACCUCUUAGUCACAGCUCAGCCCAUAGCCAUAACAGAACUCACAGCCAUACUCCUACUCAUAAUCACAACAAUGUAACCAAUCACAACUCACCUCACAGCCUCACUCACAAUGGUCACAACCUCAGCCAGAGCCAUAACCACACACCACCCGGGGCUCCGGCCCUGACCCCACGUGGCAACAGCAACCAGCUGCAGACCUACAACCACAAAGCUCCCUACCUGUACAGUCCCCCAUCACAUGCUCACCUCCCUGCCUCCACCACCCUGCCCCCAAACCCAGCAGGUAUGCUUGGCAUGCCCCAGGACUCCUGUCAUGUAGCCACUGCUCCACACCCACACCCCCGUCACAACCAUUACCCCGACCCACAACACCAAGGCAUGGCAAAUGGACUGUUCCACCAUGGCCAGGGGAUGGGGGGUGGUAGCGGUAACAACAACUACCUUGGCUAUCACCAACCACACCCCCAUGAGAGACUACCAGCUGACUUGGACAUCGACAUGUUCCAUGGUAGCUUGGACUGUGAUAUGGAGUCCAUCCUCCUCCAUGACAUUUUGGACUCUGGGGAGGAAAUGGACUUUAACUUUGACUGCUCCCUAGCUCAGGGUGUGGGCAUUGGAAUGGGUAUGGGCAUGGGUGUGACCGUGGGCAUGGGAAUGGGAAUGGGGAUGAGCGGACUGGCUGGUCCACAGCAAGCUCAUAGCAACCAGAGCUGGGUUCCUGGCUGAAGUGUAGGACAACACACCCUGCCCUCAGAAAGAACUACCCUACCCAUAAAGCACUGUGCUCAACUGUGACAUUCCUGACUUGACACAGAGACUAUAGGACCAACACUCCUGUCUUUCUUUGUUGUCUUGACAAUUCUUCUUUCACCCCCUCCUCUUUUGAUCCCCUUCCCCCCGAGAGAUCUAGUUCAUGUCACAUUAGGUUUUUCCUCAUAUCAGCUAUACUGUGAUGACAAUCUCUCAGCUGUGCUCGCCCAACAUCGCUUCUCAUCUACCAUGAGAACAACUGAACUCUCAAUGCACUUUAUUGCAAGUGGGUCACAUCUCGCAGUGCAAUGCGUUCACAGAGCAGCUCAGGCAGAGCUUGGCAUGUUUUGCUAGGUGGCUGCAGUACUUGACAGGAACAAAUGAGGAAAUCACAAGCUGUGUUGAUAAAGUAAUCUUGGCAGUGUAUUAAAAUUGGACUCCUUUUCUCAAAGACCGUCAUUGUCAGCAGUAAGGACUUUUUUUUCUACAAAAAAAAUCCCUUGUUGCAUUGUCGUUGGAACUUCUCUUUUUAAUUCAGCGUUACCUCAAAAUCUUAGAGAUGGCCUGUUCCUCAUUAUUCACCUUACAAACUUAAAACAGAAUAAAAUAUAUUUCAUUUAAACCUGAAUCAGAAACUGGUUAAUAUGCAAUGUAUUCAAAUAGAUUUCUGAUCUGAAACCAGUAUAAUGAUAAUGACAUUCAAAUGCUCAUCAGAUCCAAUUAUCUUACAUCAGCAGUCCUGUUAUUUACAGCUUCAUGCAUUUAGACCUUGGCACUUUGACUUUUCUCUUGUAUGUAACAUUUUGUUAAUGCCCUUUUGACAUAGGUUAGAAAAUAUUGUUGCUACAUCAUUAAAUGGAUUCUAUCAUUACUGGCUAGCAUGCAAUUUGGUGAAUUAAAAUGUUGUAUCACUUUGUCUCACCUGGGCUUCUCGUGCUAGUUUUUCUCUCUCUCUCUCUCUCCCUCUCUCUCUCUGCCUGCCAGUGGAGACAAAGUGACCAUUCCUCACACCGAGCCAUUAACGUGGCUUGAUUGAAAUUCAGCAUCUUGCUUUUAAUCUCCAAAGUGAUGCGGCAGCGAUGCGUCAUUAUUGAGAAUCUAACGCGUUGUCCUCCCAUCUCUCACCCCGGCCGUCCGGGCAGCCACUUGCCUCUCCAACUUAAUGUGCCAAGAAAGUGAGACAAAACUGUGAUUAACGCCAAGUCACUCUGCUUGCUGUCCUGCUCUGAGGAGGCCAAUGUCACUGUCGUCUUGCCUGCUCACAGAGGGUACAAAUGGAAAAGAUGGAGACAAGGAUAGAACAAAAGUCUGUUGUUACAGUGGGAUCAAUCACCAGCCUCAGUUUCCAUGCUGUUUGGGUGUGUGUGUCUGAAAACAGGUAGUGUAUCUGUAUUGUAAAUCAUCCUCAUUGUCUGUAUUUUGUGUUUCCUUGUUCCCAUGUUUUCAGUGCUUAUACCCUGAGCUUCAAAUACUUCAGCAGUGCAAAGAGAGAGAUUUAAGGAGAGAACAAUCAGCCAAUCUGAGUGGCAUAAGUCUAUGUCAAACAGGGUUGCAAAGCCCCACAGCCAUCCACACCCCCUUUUUGUGUGUUUAUUCUGUUGUCUUGUAGUUGUUGUUGUAUUGUUGAAAUUUUAAGGGCCAACAAGGACAGCGCUGAAAUAUCCAUAGUAUAAGGAUGGUGAAAUGAUGUUGGUAGUGCAGUAUGACCUUCCUAUGCUCCAAUACCGUGCACCCUCCCACAUGUGCUCCGCUCAAUUGUCUCUAUGUUUGUGAGUGGGGGAGUCUGAAGCUUGUUUCUCACUGGCCUUGGGAGAGAAAAAAAGAGGACACCCCUAUUCUUUAGUUCCCUCAAGGAGACUCACUGUGUUUUGUCUGUACCAAGUACGGCACACAAAAGAAAAGAAGAGGGUUAAGGGUGGGGUGGGGGUUAUUGUUACAGCCAAAGGUCAAGCACGGCACAGACUAUCAGACCCAUUACGGAGGUAAAUACCUUUAUUUCAGGGCUUUUAGCCGCACUGGUUCCAGUUAAUCUCUGGUGGAAAAUGUGUGGAAUUUUCUAAGCAAAUGGGCCUCACAAAGCAGUUAUGUUAUAACCUGUGCUACAGACAUUAGCAAUGCCCUGCUAUUGGAAAGAGAGCUAUAUAUGAUGUCUAAUUUUCCUAUAUUUAUUUAUGAAAGAGAUUGGUCUUUGUCACUCCUAAAUGUGGUAGUUGUUUGAGUCAACUCCUAUCCCUUCCUCUUUUUUUCUCUGUUUUUUAAGAUGUCACUCUCCCUUUGC